This is a messenger RNA of Podarcis raffonei (Aeolian wall lizard), 1810 nucleotides long. RefSeq lists its product as uncharacterized. The record is from RefSeq and is a predicted model, not a curated record. The transcript is spliced from 6 exons. The coding region runs from base 495 to 1772 and encodes 425 amino acids. NCBI's taxonomy places the organism in Eukaryota, Metazoa, Chordata, Lepidosauria, Squamata, Lacertidae.
UUAGGAACGUGAAUUCUGAGGCCUGGGAGGGUCUCCGAUGCCACCAUCUUCUAAAGCUCUUGCAGAUCCCCCCCCAAGCCCUUUUAGCCCCCUUGACCAAAACUCUCAGGGAGGUCCUCCCAGUUUGGCGCAAGACCUCCAAGCACCAAUUUAAGGCUCUUGCUCCAUUUCUCCCCAUCCAGGAGGAUGGGGAGCAAACAGCAGAAACCCACAGCCGUAUCUGCACCCGGGUCGCUCAAAGUGAAGAUCAUCUACUGAGCCGAAUGAGGGUACAAAAGUCGGUUCUUGCAGAUUAAAAAGCUCCUGGAAAAAUGCUUCCCGAACAUGCUGGAAAUCGUUGGGGAAGUUGCUGGCCAAGGUGCCUUUGAGGUGGUUGUCCCAGCGUCCGGUCAGGUUUUGCACUCAAAGACGAAUGGCGAUGGGUUCGUGGACACCAAUGAUAAGGUGAAAAAAAUCUGCACUGGCCUCAGAGCGAACCUGAAGACCAAGAGCAAAUGGAAUCCCACAAAAGAAUUGGAAUCGUUUGCAAUCGUGGGUGCGCAGUCGUCAACAGAAAGCCAAGGGAUGGGCAAAUCAGAAACCCAUCCAUCAUUGCAGCGGGCUUCAGACCAUCAACCGUCAACACUGGUGCAGGUGCAAGAACGGUGAUCAGUACCGAAGCCAAAGUUGGAACAACCGCCAACGGUGAAACAGGUGCAAAAAGGCUGAUCAGCACCGGGGCCGGCAUUUGGGCAACCAUUAACGGUGGAACGGAUGCCGGAGAUGCCAAAAGGCUGAUCAGCACCAAGACCGCCGUUCGUACAACAGUCAGUGGUGGAAUGGAUGCCGGAGGUGCAAAAGGGCUGAUCAGCACUGAAGUCGGACUGCGGACAACCGUCAACGGUGGAAUGGAUACCAGAGAUGCCAAAAGGCUGAUUAGCACCAAGACCGCCACUUGUACAACAGUUAACGCUGGAUCGCUCUCUGAAUGUACCAAAAGGCUGAUCAGCACCAAAGGCAGCAUUUGGACAACCAUUAAUGGUGGAGCGGAUGCCGGAGAUGCCAAAAGCCUGAUCAGCACCAAGACCGCUGUUUGUAGAAGAGUCAACGCUGGAACGCAUGCUGGAUGUACCAAAAGGGUGAACAGCACCAAAGGCGGCAUUUGCACCACCAUUAAUGGUGGAACGAAUGCCGGAGGUGCAAAAAGGCUGAUCAGCACUGAAGCCGGAGUUCGGACAACCAUCAUCGGUGGAAUGGAUGCUGCAGGUGCAGAAAGGGCGACCAGCAGCACCAAAGCCGGCAUCGAAGCAACAGUUAACGGUGCAACGGACGCUGGAGGUGCAAGAACAGCAGUCAGCAUCAAAGCCGGCAUCGGAACAACUGUUAACGGUGGGACAAAUGCUACAGGUGCAAAAACAGCAGUCAGCGUCAAAUCCAGCGUCGGAAAGAUCAUUCACAGUGCAACAAAUGCUGCAGGAGCAAGAACAGCAGUCAGCAUCAAAUCCAGCGUCGGAAAGAUCAUUCACAGUGGAACAAACACUGCAGGAGCUAGAACAGCAGUCAGCAUCAAAUCCGGCAUCGGGACAAGUGUUAACGUUGGAACAAAUGCUGCAGGAGCAAGAAUCAGCGAACGACGAAGCCUCCAUUCCAGGGAGGCCUGCAUUCAUCAAGACGACCAGGAAGUGAAGGUGCCAUUGGAGAGCAGAUUAUGCCGGGAUCGUCCGAAAAGGUGGCGUGACCUUGGGCGAUCCCUGAUAACCCCCUGCCCUCCUCAACUAGGAUCCCCCACCUAGCUGGCAAUAAUAUUAAUAAUAAAAAAUUGGAAAAUCUA